Messenger RNA from Sphaeramia orbicularis (orbiculate cardinalfish), 4009 nucleotides. Its product is annotated as eukaryotic translation initiation factor 5A-1-like. Gene Ontology annotation, biological process: positive regulation of translational elongation; positive regulation of translational termination. Gene Ontology annotation, molecular function: translation elongation factor activity; ribosome binding; RNA binding. The record is from RefSeq and is a predicted model, not a curated record. NCBI's taxonomy places the organism in Eukaryota, Metazoa, Chordata, Actinopteri, Kurtiformes, Apogonidae. The coding region runs from base 131 to 589 and encodes 152 amino acids. The transcript has 5 exons.
CUGAGCUACACUAGGUAAGUGUCAUUAGCUGAGGGUGCUAGCUUGGGUUAGUUUGACAUUUCCAACGGUGUGAGUUGAACUCGACAGCUGAGAGUCCUGUGUAGCGAAGUAUCACCGCCAGAGGUUCGUCAUGGCAGAUGAAGAUUUUGAUUGUGGAGAGUCUGGGGCUUCCACCACUUUCCCCAUGCAGUGCUCUGCGUUGCGGAAGAAUGGCUAUGUCAUGCUAAAAAACCGUCCCUGUAAGAUCGUGGAGAUGUCUACUUCUAAAACUGGCAAGCAUGGGCAUGCCAAGGUUCACCUUGUUGGGACUGACAUCUUCACUCAGAGGAAAUAUGAAGAUAUCUGCCCUUCCACCCAUAACAUGGAUGUUCCUCAUGUUAGCAGGAAAGACUACCAGCUCAGCAAUAUUGACGAUGGUUUCCUUUCCCUGAUGGAUGACAAUGGAGAACUCAGAGAAGACCUUAAAAUACCAGAGGGUGAUGUUGGCAAAGAUAUUGAAAAGAGAUUUGAUAAUGGAGAAAACUUAAUUAUCACUGUGCUGAAAGCUUUAGAUGAAGAGCAAGUAGUCAGCAUCAAGAACGUUUCCUAACCAGACCAAACUACAGAGACCUCACACACCUUAUGCUCCUUCGUGGCUUUAAAUCCUGGUCUCCAUCCCUCCAUCUCCAUCACUUUCCCCUGAUGGUUGGUGUAAUGCAGAAACUACACCCAUCUGCACUUUGGGCUCGGGGCUGACUGGUCUGCACCCCCCACCAUCAGUGUGUCUUUGCAACUGAUGCUUUAUUAUAUUUCAUAGAUUUUUAACAUUCCUCUUAGUGGGUGGGUGGCAUGUCUUUGUGAUUCCUUUUGCUUUUAAAUUCCACUUGCUCAGUUGAAUGUGGAGUUUCUCAGUUGGGUAUUUAAAUUCUGCAAAAUGACUUUGUUCGGAUAUAAGUUUGUUCCCGCUUUGCUUGAGGCUUUAUGAGAAUCUGUAAAUUUCUUUUUCCGAAGUCAAAGCAAACUUGGCUUUUGCUGUAAUGUAACUCGAAUUGAUUUGAUUGUUACGUCAUGGGUCAUCAAAGUCUUUUGAUCGGUGACCUCUGACCCUGAGAAUAGAUCAUGUUGGUCUGUUGCUGAGUUGUGGUAGGAAGCGAAGUAGUGCUAGGAGGUCAGUUUGGGAGCGUUAUGCUGGAUCGUAAACUUAACCAGUAUUUGGUGCAUUUUGCGCUUGAAUAGCGACUGGGCUACACCCACAUUUAUACGUAUUCUUGUAAGUCAUUAUUUUGUGCUGUGUUUACACCUCGUGUCCACACUACUCCAGUGUUUUAGGACGUUUAACAUGGAGAGAAACGCUGUCGACAUGGUUUUUGUUUGUAAACUCUGAGGUUGAGUUGAAAUGCGGUUGGAUAGAAACAGAUACUUUUGGAAAGGAUGAUGCUAACCCCUGGUUCGCCGCGUUGGUGUCAUGUGAUUGUUUUGGGAGUAAAAUAAAGCAUCAGCCUAGACUAAUGGCUUUUUUUUUUUGCCUCUGAUAGCAGCUGUUUUUGCAGUUCAAUUUGGUUUUUAUCAUUUUACUACCAACUACAUUCAAGAAGGCAGUUUGAGCAAUUUGCAGCAAUUCCUAUGGGAUGUUUUUCCGGCGUGUUAGAAUGUUUGAAUGUUAGGACAUUAAAACAAUGAAAACAUACUUGUAGAUGUGUUGUUAGUUGUUUUUUCUUUUACGCUUAAAUUAUUUGUCUUAUUAUUACAUUUGCAUCCAACAAGAAUUAGGAGAGUCUGAGGACUUUGGCUGAUUGGAAUGUAUCUGGGCACUAGUGUUCAACCUGGAUUGACAAGUGGCUGGGUGGUAAAUUGAUCCUCACCUUUCAUCACUUUUUUUUUUUUUUUUUUUUUAAUCUAUGUAGCAUGUAAGCAUUGUGUCUGACACACUGUGGCCUACAACUUUUGUUGUAAUGUUGCAUGGAUUUGGAGUUGCGCGAUGUUUCCUUCUUAGUUAAAGCAAUACUUAAGUGCACUCUUACAGCCUUCUUGGAAUCCUUUCAGCACAUAGAUCAGAGUUUCUUCACUGUUUUACACAGUGUAUGUUCUGUAAUAUCACAUUACUGGAAAAAGAUGAAGUGUGUGUGUAUAAACGUAAUGAUUGUAGUACUGACAGGGGAAGUCUGUGUGCAGUUGGAUUGUUCCGUUUUGUUUGUCCUUUUGCCCUGAACAGUCAAAACUCUGUUGAAGACAUGUCUUCUGUUCAUUUAAUGUUCAGUACUACACCACAAUAGUACCUUGGAUUUGAAGGACCAAACAUGGAAAAACGAUUGUUCUCUGUAGGAAAGGGUCCGGCUCCUAUUGAAUUUCCAUUGCUUUAGUCAGGAGGGUAUCAGUUCACUAGGCGGUGAAAGCUAAUGGUAUCAGUAUUGUAAUAACUGUAGGGACGUAGGGUUGUGGGCUGUGGAGGUUCGCUGACUCUAUAUGAAAUAUGGGGCUACAGGAGAGAUGAUCUGAAACUGAUUUCUUCUUUCCUGGCUCUUACUUGGUAGUAAUAAAGAACGGUGUUAAACUAGUUUACCCGAUGGGCCAAUUCACACUGGCCUAUUGUUGUUAAUACUUCUGAGGAUGCCGUGUGACUUUACAAACAGGAUUUUGUUGCUUGUUUUACCUCUUUCUUCAACUCUGAUGUUUUGGGAGCUUCAUUAGAAAUAGGAUUGUUACAUUGAACUCGUCUUAAUGUCUACAGUCUUAGCUGAAUUGUCUUCCAAAGGUCAUAUUAAUACGUCAUAAUUCAGCAGCUUUGGUUGUCUCCAGUUACUGUGCAGCUCUGUGUAGCAUUUUGAUUCCUAAUAAGUGGAUCUGAUUACCAUGUCAUUUUUUCGAAAGGGUUUUUUUUUUUUUUUUUAUGUGUCAUGUAGACAAAGGUAACAGGGCUGAUAUCUGGGAGGGGCUUUCUCAGAUUUCACUAAAUCGCAUGUUUACACUGUAAAGGAGGCAGCUCUGUCUGUGUGGGCUUCAGUGAGCUGAUCUGGGAUCAGUCCACCUGUGGCGAGACCGGAACAGUGAGCCUAUUUACAUGACCACAAAAGUCCAACAACUGGGAGGAAUCAGAUCAUCGUAAUAAUCAGAUCUAACACAUUUACAUACACUUAAGAAAUGUGAUAAUCAAUAAACCCUGGUUUAGACGUUUCAGUCCAUUAUCGGGUUUCUUUCGGAGUAUGGAUGUAUAUAGUGGCGGUAGACUAAAAUUUCCUGUUAUUAUCUUCCACUCACGUUUGACUACGUGACUUAGAUUUUCCACGAUUUUAAUUGUGUUUACACGUGCAGACGUAAAAAAGAACUAAAUAAAUCAGAUUAACCUGUGUACAAACAGGAACACAUCAGAGUAUUGGGGAGAAAUCCAGGUGUGUUAAUCCAAUCUCUCAUAAUCAGAUUACUGCCAUUAUCUGAUAAAACAUAUCAGAUUGCACUGGUUACAUGGUCACGUCAAUGAUCUGAUAACUCCAGAAAUCCGGUAAUUGGAGUAUGAGUGUGUGUGUAAAUGGGCUCAGUGUGUGAGGUGUGUGUCAGGAUGGCCUCUUCUCAGGGUUCCAAACCAAAGAGUCAGGAGUGGUUACACUUUUCAGGAGCAAUAACAAAGAUUAGAACCAUUGAGUUUGUUUUUUAAUUUCGUUUUGUCAGAAACGCGUAUUAUUCUGGUGUUGGACAGUUCUUGUUUUGUUUCCCAUAAUGCCUUUCAAUAGACACAGUUUCCUUUACUUUUUUAAAAACUGCUUAUUCUUACAAUGAGUUUUUUUGUAGUCAAAAGACACAGUAUCUGAUGUUGAGUCAGGGUUUAGACACCUGUAUGAUCAGGUGGACUCAGGUGCCUUUUUCACUCUGUAAAUGUACGAUACAAACAGUGCGCAGGUUGGAUCUGAAGCCUGUAUUGGAUCAUAUAAAGUAAAGACCCUGUUCUAAUGACUGUUUGGGCUACUGUCUUUACAUCAGAAUGUCUUUCUGUUUUUAUUGUGUAUGGGAAACAAAAUAAAUUUCAUUCUGACUUGUU